GACGAGGGCCAGAGGCUCUCCAAGGCGCUCGCCGCGCUCGGCGUCGCGUCUAGGCGCGCGUCCGAGGAACUCAUCUUCGCCGGCAGGGUCCAGGUCAACGGCGUGACCGUCACGAUGCCCCAGCACGCUGUGUCCACGUCGAGAGACGUCAUCGCCGUGGACGGCAAGGUUGUCCAGGGCGGGCUGGAAUCGCUGGGAGACGGCGGCCACCUCUACUUCCUGCUGCACAAGCCGAAGGGCUACCUGUGCAGCAGCAAGCCCGCGGGGGCAGGGGCGAGGGCGAGUGGCCAGGACAGGCUGGUGCUGGACCUCUUCGAGGACUGGCGCGAGGGAUGGAGGAAGAGACACCCGGGUCAAUUGGCGCCGCGGCUGUUCACCGUCGGCCGCCUCGACGUCAACACGACGGGGAUGCUCCUCGUGACGACCGACGGACAGUGGUGUCAGAGGGUCGCGCACCCCUCGUCGCAGAUUCCCAAGUCGUACAUCGUCACCGCCGCGACGCGCCCCACGAAGGCGCAGAUCAAGAAGAUGGCGGAGGGAUGCGAGGUUGACGGAGUGCACGUCACGCCGCUGAGGGUGGAGUCGAUGGAGGGCGCCAGGGACGGAGGCCCCGCGCACCGAAUCCUCGUGGACGUCGUCGACGGGCGCAAUCGCGAGGUGAGGGUGCUCUCCGCGAGCGCGGGUGUCGACGUGAAAAAGCUGAAACGCGUGCGCGUGGGCGGGCUGCGCAUGCCGAGCGAGCUGCCAAUCGGCAAGUACAUGUCGCUCAAG
Micromonas commoda is the source of this 771-nucleotide messenger RNA. RefSeq lists its product with no specific name. Gene Ontology annotation, molecular function: pseudouridine synthase activity; RNA binding. The annotation marks the transcript as partial. The record is from RefSeq and is a predicted model, not a curated record. The transcript has a single exon. Gene Ontology annotation, biological process: pseudouridine synthesis. NCBI's taxonomy places the organism in Eukaryota, Viridiplantae, Chlorophyta, Mamiellophyceae, Mamiellales, Mamiellaceae.